AUGGGGAAGCACAAACUGGAGGAAAGACACAGAGCCCUGAAGGAUGUCAACAUAGAGAACGUAUUUAAGUAUGUGGUCCGCUGCGGGAUGGGCGGAAGGAAGAAGACGGCUCUGAUUUUUUACCUGUGUAACUCCCUGGAGGAGAGGCACCUGGGACGCAACAACCUGCUGGCGCUGUACCUGAGUCUGCUCCCGUCGCUCGAAGGCCACCUCGGGGAAGUGUUCCAAAGAAGAGCAUCCGCAGGGAGGAAAGAACAGAAGGAGGGAGGACCCCCCCAUGCGAAGGAAUCCGAAUUGCAAUUUUCUCUCCAAUUGAGCAAGUUGAAUCUUCUGUUUAGUUACAUCAUCACUCACGUCUCCUACUUCUUAUCGCUCAGUAUAAAGCACAAAGGGGAUACCUCCCUUGAGCUGUUCAUCCAGCACAUACACGUACGCACAUUUGUGACGCUACAGAAAUUUUUACUGCAGAAAAAGGAAAAUGAGCUCCAAAAAUUGCUAACGCUUAAUCAUUUGAAAAUAUUAUUAACCUUCCUAAUUAACAUUUACAAGCACAAAAUUUAUGAAGUUUUAAAUGAAGAACAGUUAUACAUCAUUUCCAAGUUCAUUUUUUUAAUUAUUUUUUUUUUUGGUAAUAUAGGAGAGAAUUUUAAGGGGGAAAAAUUGUUUGUUUGUUUUUACGAUUUUGUGUAUCACGUGUGUGAGGUUUUUAUGAGUAGAUAUGUGCACCACUUGGGGAGGAAGGGCAAGGGUGCCACUGCCUUGUUGGUGUAUUACCAGAACUUCCUCUCCUUUGUGUGCGACUCUAUGAGGAAGCUCAAAGUUUUGAAACACGUCGAGAGGUACAUUUUGAAUAAUCGGAAGAGCCCCUUCUCAAGUGUUACCCUCCUCAGUGUGGUGAGGAACACCGUGGAGCGUCACCUGCUCCACCCUCAGGGGGAAGAUGCCCCUUUGAUGAGGCUAAAGAGGAGUGAAACCUCCCAGUCGAAUCCCCCCGAGGGGAGUAACCCCACAAAUGAUGAGCAAAAUGGAGAGAACAGCUGCAUCCUCCUCAUGCACAGCAAAACGGUCAGCCAAUUCGUAUUUCUGAAGCUCCUCCGGUUGGUGGAAAUCCUCCUAGUGAAGAAGGACAGAAUUUACUUAACCGUCUAUUUGCACGAGACGAUCGGGAGGGUGGCCACGUCGACGAUGGAAGAAGCGUUCCUCAUUGUUAAUGGAGCCGAUGAGAGGAAGAGCAACCCCGUGAUGGCGAAGAUGAUGACCUACGGCCGGGUGUUUUACCUCUACGAGUACUACUGCAACACCCUUUUUUACAUAAUCAAUCGAACUGAUAAGAAGCAAAAGAGGGAGAGAAGGGGAGAGCUCGGCAGCUCAUCUACUGUCAGUGCGCCCCACGUACACCUACUCAGCAGCAGCUCAUCUACUGUCAAUGCACCCCACAUGUACCUGCUCAACAGCUGCAUUUUUCACCUAUACGAAAUAUACCCGGUGGUGAUCCUCCUCCUGCGUGUAACCCCAAAUGAGGUGCGAACCAUUUUGGGAGGUAACAAUUUCCCCCUCGUUAAAAAAAUGCUGCGUAUUCAAAUCGGAGAGAUGGAGGUCACUCGCAUUGUAAACCUUUCGGUGUUCUUCCUCAACGUGGUGUUGAGAAAUGUGAUGGGGACUUCAUCGGUGGGGCACUACGCCUUCACCAUUUUGAGGUGCCUCCUUUGGAAUGAUAAGAAGUUAAGUAAAUUUUUUCAAACGGUGGUGGGGGAGUAUACUGGGAAAGCAGACGGAUUUGCCCUCAUCGGGUGGCAGCAGGAUAAUUCCCCUCGUGAGAUCUCUUUGGAGGGGGCAGAACGAACCAAACAGAAUGAGGACCCCCAACUUGGGUAUGAUCAUAGUGAUGCUUUGGAUGUUCAGGGGGACCGUGGCUUAAGGAGAGCCCCCCUGAGCAGCGCCAAUCUGGUGGUAAACGAAAAGAACAGUUUUGUCAUCCUGGUGAAUAACUACGUGAAGUUGAAUUGGGCCCAUUUGGGGGGGGAAGCACACCCUGGGGGGUUGCCGUCUGGGAGCGCGAGCGACUUGGCGGACGGCGCAGAGGUGAGGGACGAACUGGGUCGGCCAAGCCGCGCCAGCAGGAGCAGCACCAAUGGAAGCAGCGCCAAUAGAAGCAGCACCAAUGGGGGUAGCACCAAUAGAAGCAACACUAACGGGAGCAGCGCUAAUAGAAGUAACACCAACAGAAGUAGCACCAACCAGAGCAGCACCAAUGGGUGCCUCCCCAGCAGGGGCCACCCCCGCUGCAGCCGCGGAGCCGCCCGAGGAAGGGAAGAAGUCUACACCAAGGCCUACUUCCCGCUGCUGAUGAAGCACCUCCUAUCCCAACUGAUAAAGAGAAAAAAAAGGAAAGCCCAAGACGAUGUGGAGAGCAAUUGUAACAACUACCUAGGCAUAUACAUAAACAAACUGCACUACUACUGCAACAAUAUGUUUACGUAUAAGCCCUUGUUCAAGCAUAACUUCAGCUCGUUUGUGAGGAGCCACCUGACGAAGAAGAAGAGGCACCUGAUCGAGAACGUGGCGUCCUUUAAUCGAAUGUUUAACUUGUAUAGUAGCAAAAAAAAAGGCAGUGAAAAAAAAAAAAAAAAAAAAAAUUUCUUUUUCACGAAUAAAACAUUUGUCCUUUCAAGCAUAGAGAAGAAGCACAGCUACUCCAGUUACACCUCCCUUAGGAAAAUCUUAAAUUACAAAACCUCCUACUUUGACAAUGAGCAUUACUACUUGAGCUUUUUAUUUAAUUUAAAAUUUCUGCACAAUCUGAAUGACUGCAUUAAUGAGUACUUCUUACUGAAGAAGAAUCAGCUGAAUAGGAAAGUCAUUUUUAACAUCAGCUUGAACAUAAAGGAGAAGAUAAAGAAGAUGAAGCCGGGCCCGAAUGAUCUGUGUGUCCACCCGGGGGGAGAUGCUUCCGUCCGCUCGCUGGGCCCCUUGGGGCAAACCGACGUAAAACGGCUAAGCAAAAGUGAAAGCAUCGUUAAGGAUUUUCUGGCCAGUAAAGGAUGCAGACAUUGGAGACCCAAGAGGAGGAAAAAAAAAGAAGGAAAUUCGUUGCUGCAUUUUUUGUUUAUAAAUUACAAUUACUGCGUUUGCAGGAACGACGCUGGUGACCACAUGAGUCGCUUCUUCCUGCUCAUUCUGAAGUCUUUCGAGAGUGCAAUGCCGCAUGUGCACGUAUACAAGUACAUUUCGGCGCUCCUCCUGUUGCUAAUUUCGUUCGUGGAGCGGAGGCCGCUGCCGCACGCGGAUGUGCUGCGGGUUGGUGGUGGAGCAGGCGCAGCAGGAAGGGGAGCAAUAAAAGAAGGAAGAGGGGCAAUCGAAGCGGGAAGCGGCGCAAUCGAAGGGGGCGGCGGAGCUCCGAACUGCUUAGCGAACACGGCGGAGCUCGGUCGAAAGGUGGGCAGGAGCGACCCCGCCUCGCAGGAGGGAGACGGGGCAGGCCAGGCCUCCCCUGUGCGGGGUAACUCAGUGAGCAGAACUUUGCUGCAAGGGGUGGCCAAGGAGUACGCGCGAGUGGAGGAAGAGGUGAUGCGGGAAAUGAAGAGGGUAGGAGCGGGUAGGCCCCCCACACCGGGUAAGUACCCCCUACUGCAGCGAGCGAGCAGCCGCAGGGCAGCCCUGAAGGUGCUGACGGGCACGAUGGACCGGCUGAAGGCACACCUCUUCAGCAACACCUUCCACUACCUGUACGAAGACGUGAGGAAGUACAACAAAUACGUAACGAUGUUGUCUCUUUAUUUUUACAAGCUAUAUUUCACCUUGCUCUAUUGCGAAAUUUACCAGAGGGAUUACCUCCCCGGGAGUGAAGCAGAUUUGAUUAAGAGCAAAAUCGCAGAGCUGACCCCCGUGCUGAGCAUCAAAUAUUUAAACAGGAGCAACAUACACAGUGUGUGUAAAAUGGAAAUUAUAAAAUCGGUGAAGGAGGAUCGAACGGAGAUCAGUGGUCAAGUGGAGGUAACCAACAGCGACGUGGAAAAGUUAUACAUCCUCAUCAUGCAUUACGUAGAAAGUAUGAGGAGGAAGGAGGGCAUCCUCUACACUCUGUACCUCCUGCUCGAUAAAGCCAUUUUCAGAAAUAAGUACAUUCACAAACAUGUAAAGAAAUUAAUUCAUUUUAAAGUGUAUACUUUCCUAAACGACAUGAGAGAGUUUCACGACUACAUCGUUAUCUUCAGCACAUUCUUUUUGCAAAUGAACAUAAUGAGCUACAAUAAGAUCAUACGGAAUUAUAUUUAUUUUAUUUUCGACCAGAUUUUUAAAUUAAAGUUUAACAUUUUAUUUGACAGAGGGUUUCUGUUUUGCUUUUUGAAGAACCUCGAAAAGAGCAGUCUGGAUUAUGCCUUCUCCAAAAUGGUCUACGAGGAAAAAAAAAAAUUCAAAAAUAUUAUGGAUAAGAAGAAAAGCGGCAUGAUAAAGGUCAUUUAUAAAGUCAAUUUGUAUAUUACCAUAAAUUACCUCCUCUUUUUUAAGAUGCUAAAUUGCUGCAGCUUCUUUUUGAACCUCUACUCGUAUUUCUACUAUGAGUUUUACAUUUUCUGCGUGAACAAGUAUGCCAAGAGGCACCGCCAUAGGGAGCAGGACGAGGGGGGGCAGCCACAUCCGCAGCUACUGAAGGGGGGAGACCACCCAGACGGUUCACCAGUACACGCCUCGCUACCACACGGUUCACCAGCACACACCUCGCUGCCAGACGCGUCGCCCCCCCGGGCGAGGAGCGCCCCCAAGAGGAGCCGCAGCGGACGGGCGGCCUUGAAGGGGCUGCACCCGAUAAGCGGCCUCCUGUCCAUGGGGAGCAGCGGGGGGCGCGCAAACUACGGCAUGCUGGGCCGCAGGAGGAGGAAAGUCAACUCCAACUUCUUCGAGACGAACAAGGAGUUUAGCGAGUUCUUCGCGAACAGCAGUGAUGAGUCGCUACAAUCGCGGCAAUCGCGGCAAUCGCGGCAGUCGCGGCAGCGGGGGCAGUCGCCUGAGCCGGGGGAGGCACUUCACCCGGGGGAGCCGCUUCCACCGCUCCCGCCGCUUCAGACGAAGCGCGCCCGCCCCGCGAUGCGGAGCGAGACGCUCAACAACGACGCGAACUAUUUCAAGGUCCUAAAGAAAAUCCGCGGAGGAAACACAUUCAUCUGCAACCUGUAUGACAUUCGAAUCAGCAGGCGGGUGCUCUACCACAAGAAACACAUCAAGGAGUACAUGAACGUCAUCAAUUUUGUGAUUAGCGUUUUCCUAUCCACCAACAUUAAUAACUUGAAUGUUGAUACGCUCAAUAAUAAUUACAUUUAUAUAUUUUCGAAAAUUAUUAAGAAGAACUUCAAAUUUUACUUUUUCUACUUUUAUUAUAACAUCUUCAGAAAGAAGGGCAAGCGGUUUAAGAGCAUCUACAGCGUUAACUUUGACACCAUUGUGGGGAGCGGCACCAUAGGGAGAAGCACCACCGCAGGGAGAAGUACCACCGUGGGGAGAAGCACCACCAUGGGGAGAAGCACCACCAUGGGGAGAAGCACCACCAUGGGGAGAAGCACCACCAUGGGGAGAAGCACCACCAUAGGGAGAAACACCAACGUGUGCAAGCUCAGCAUCAAGAACAAAUAUGUAUACGUCCUUUACACGCUCUCCACCAUCCUCUGCGUGUAUAACUACAAGUACGCCUUUUUCAAUUAUUACUUUUUGGUCUUCUACAAGCUUGUGAAGAUGCUGGCCAAGAUGACUGCGAAGUGCAUCUCGGUGGGGAAUUACCUGGUGGACCGCUUUGGGGGGGGAGCGGCUGUCCCGGCGGAGCACAGCGACUGCGCGGGGGGGGAUUCCACGGAGGGGAGCGCGUCCGACGAGGAAGAGAAGCGGAAAGCACGCUGCAGACUCUGCAGACUCUCUCGUUUGAGCAAAACGGAGAGGAAAUUCCUCGAAAGUGACAUGCAGAUGGUUAAGCGGUACGUGAAUGAGCACAUAAGAGAGAGCAACCUACAAAUGCAAAGGAACCUAUUUAGAAGCGGCAUGCCUCAUAAGUACGUCCUGGAGAGAUACACCACCCUCAUUAACAAUACCCUAUUGCUGCUGUUAUUCACGAACUAUUUGUCGCUCACGUAUGGCAGUAUAAAUCUCGGGGAAAACAAAAUGGUGCAGAGGAAGAUCAGCCUGCUGGAGAAGUACAAACAUUACCUAAUGAAAAAAGUUCUGUACAUUUACCUUUUAAACAUCCCCUAUUUGUGUAACUACCUGGUGGUCACCCUGGAGUUUUGCCUCCUCUUCAGCCGGGCCCUUCUGAGCGUAAAUUAUAGCUCCUUCUCCCUGGCGAGGGAGAUGAAGGCCGUUUUCAGGGACGGCUACAUGUAUCGCCUGACGAACUGCCUGAACGCCUUGCAGAACCUGAAGACCUUCUACCACCUCAGCUGCUACCGCAGCGCCAACUCGUACUUCCACAACUAUAAGAAGGUGCCCGAUGAGAAGUUUGCCUGCUUUGGAGGCAGCGGCGACAUCUGCAUCGACGAACGCGACCAAAGCUGCAGCAGCGUGAGCGAGCACGACGAGUACAUCUACAGAGACGCGUUCAAAGAGGUGAAGCAACUGCUCAAGAAGAAGACCAAGCAGCACAUGCGGGAGCACUUUGAGACCAGCAUGAAGAGCAUUUUCCACCUGUUGGAUUGCUUUAAGGACUUGUCCAACAUUUCCCUUUUCCUUAAUUGCUACCUCCACGCGAAUGCAAAAAUUAGGGAUGUCUACGACAGCCUACACAUACAGAGCAUGAAUAACAUUUAUUUGUAUAAUUUCAAAGCGCUCAAGAUGAAUUACCAUUUCCUAUGCAUCGUGUUUUUGUCCCUCGUCCGGAUUUUCAAUUACACCUCGAGCUUUUUCCACACCUACAGCUUCCUAAUCGAUAUGUAUGCCAAGUACAAAUGUAGCUACUUCCUUUACGAUUGCAGUAUGCGUAAUUUCUUCUCCUUCUUUAAUGUGUACAUUUUUGAGAUGAGCAGGUGUCGGCAGAGGAAGAGCAACUUGGUCAGCUUGAGGAACCAGGUGGGCACCCUGUGCGUCAGUGACAUCUUUAAUUUUAACAAGCUACUGCUCCAGAAGGGAAUUUUAUUUUUGAGUUUUUUUUUCCACAAUUUUGAAAACGUUCUCCCGGACAUCUACUGCGUCAACUGCGCGAAUAAGUACUCUGUUGGCUGCAACGACAGGAACGCCCUCCCCGUGGAUUUGGCGCGGGUGCGCCACGGCCGGAAGGGGAAGACCGCCCCGAGGGGGGCAUCCAGGGGGGAUCCUCCGAGUGGAGUUAUUAGCGGUCACAGCAGCGGAGUUGUUUGCGGGGAGAGCCCCCCUGGAAAGAGGAAGCCAAGCAAGGCCGCUAACCACGCAAAUGGCAGUGAUGGGGAAGACCCCCCACAUGUUGAUGUGGAACGGAGUGGAGAGAACGCCCCCACAGUGAUGGACUCAAACAGGGAAGGGAAGAAACCCCAAGGGGGGUAUUUCGAAAUGUUUUACAAAAGUGAAGGGGAUAAGAAGAUGGCCACUUCGGCGGAGCAUGCAGGUGGAGCAGGCCCCCUUGAGAAUGACGCCAAUGUGCAGAGGGGCAUAAAAACGGAUGAGGAAGAAAUUCAUUUUGGAGUAAAUCCAACGGAUGAACAUUUCCAGCAGAUUGACGCACAGAAGGGGGGCCAUUCCUCGGGGGAGAAGCUCCACAGGGAGGAUAGCCAGCUCGCUAGGGAGGCAGCCACCCCCGCACACACAAAUGAAACAUCGCGACGAGGUAAGAAGGGCACCCAAACGGCAAAUGAUAAUCGCAAUAAUCACAAUGCGAAUGAGACGCGUAGUAGCGCCGGAGGGAUCCUCUCCUAUUUCAGAAAUAAAGUGGCCCGGAUGGGCAACAAAAAGGCAGCGGGGGGGAAGGAACGGCUGAAGAAGAAAACGGCAAAUGGCUACUCCUUUGGUGACGAUUUUGCAGAAUCGGAGGAGCAUGCGAGGUGUAGUUCCUGCGGGGGGAACAACAGCGACUGGGGCGGGCGAAACCUGAUGAGCGCUUCGCGGACCCCCAAGAGGGGCGCCAACAUGAGGGGGGAGGGCGACGCGGUUGAUGAAAGCGAUGAGGAGAAUGCCCAGGAGGGUGGAAACUGCGACGAGGGUGGGGGGCGUGGCACUCGGGAUGGAGGCCACCACGCGCAGCAGAGUCACCGCCUUCAACACAGCCACCUCCUUCAACACCGCGACACGGACGAGCUGUGCUCGCGGAGGGCGCGGGAGAAGGACGUGGAGCUGCUGAACGCGUACAAGUACCUGCUGAACUACCAGAAGGGAAACAAGAGGAGGCUCUACGACUACCACCUGAAGGAGGAGCUGCGCUGCAUGUGCAUAAACAAGUACAUCCACAUCUGCAACCUUAUCUAUAACUGCCUCAUGUAUAUGUACGAGCUGAAAUGCAAAUAUAAGGACAUGAAGAAGAGGAGGUUCUGCCUCUUUGCCUACACCCCGUUCAGAAGGAAAAGGGAACUCAGCGGUGCGCAUAGCUCCAAGGUAAAAAACGAAAUUGUCAUCAACACGAGGCAUCUCCUUAACCUGGAUUUCAUCAUAAUGAGCACUCUGUACCUGGCGGAGAGUAUCUACAUUAACCUGUAUAAGUGUAAGCUCUUCACAGAUAUGUGCAUUUUUAAUAAUAUAAAAUACGUGUGCUUGGAAAAUAGCGAGACGAAGAAGAAGAAUAGUUACCCACAUGGAGAGCAUGUGGACCAUUCGGGAAGCAAUCGGAAUAACGUCUCGUCCACUUCGGAGAGGAAGCAGAGGAGGGACGCGGAGGGGAGCGCGUACCAGGCGAGUGCCAAUGGGGGCAGCUCCCUCAGUACGCGCGAUGUGCCUGAGGAGGAUUGCGGUGAGAACUGCGUUUGGGACAGCGAAGGUCGCGGUGAGGACGUCGGUGCGUGCAAAGCCACCCGUGUGAAUUACGGCGGGGAGAAAAUGAAGCGGGGCGCGGGCAGCCGCGGGGGCAGCGGCAAAGGCAAUGGAAGCCACAUCUGCAGCGAUAGCGACACCGAGAGCAGCAGCGACAGCAGCGGGGGGAGCAGGGCGAAGAGGGGGCAGAACAAAGCCAGCAGCAGGAACGGGAGGAAGAAGAAGCAGCAGCAGAAGCAGCAGCAGAAGAAGCAGAAGAAGAGUGUGAGCAGGAUGGCCUUCUUCCUGAAGAGAAGGAAAAAGCACGAAGCGCCCCAAAGCCCCAAGAACCUGUCCGUAAACAACUACCUGUUCGCGGACAAGAACGUUUCGAAAAAAAGCUGCAAAGUUAAGGAGCCGCCGAUUAACUACUUUCAAAACUACAAGAUUCUGUCGGACAGCUACAAGGCCAAGCUGGCCCGGAUGAAGAAGAAGAAGAGGAAGAAGGAGAAGGGGAAGAAGAAGCAGAAGCGGGAGAAGAAGCGGGAGAAAAAGGGGGAUAAGGGGAAGACGAAAAAGGGACCCCCCAGGGAAGCAAUCAGAUCGACGAGCGGCAGCGCCCUUUACCACUACGAUGGGGUGUACCGGAUUGACGAGGAGCAUACGGAUGGGGAGAAGCCGCGUGGGAAGGCCAAGUGGAACUUGCGCAGUUUUUUCUUUGGGCGAAAAAGGAGGGAUAGAGGCCCCUCCCCCCGUGGGAGCACCCCCCACGAAAGGGGAAACAUUUCUACUGCCUAUCAUUCAAGCGAACCGGUCCGAAUAAACAACCUGUUCGUGAAGCACAAAUCCAGGAGCAUCAAAAAGAGCAACAUGAAUCGGCUGCUCCAAAUGGACCUUGGGGACCUGGAGGAGGAAAACCUCGAUCGGAUAAAACACCUAUUCAUAACGUUUAACAAUAAUUAUAAGGAGAAAAAAAUCAGUGGCUACAUCAGCAACAUAUUCAGCUACACCUCCCUGCAUUCGAACUUCAACGUGUGCUAUAGGAGGCACUUUGAAAUCUGCGGCCACAAGAUAAACGUGGGCAGGGGGUUGCUCAAGGCACUUUACUCCUACUACUACAGGCACAAUUUGUCUACAUUUUACAAGCUAUUUAAAAAAAUAGAAUAUAUAUAUGUGUACCUAAAUUUGCAUUUUUAUAAUUCUCUCUUUAAUGUGGAAGUGAAGGACGUGAGGGAAGUGAACGACGAUAUUAAUAAGUACUCCCUGUUUAUGGUAGCGAAAUAUAUUAAGAGGCACCUGCACAGCAACCCCAAGCUGUACGCUGCCUUCAUAGUGAAGGUCAUCAAUUUCGCAAAUAAUGGGAUUCACAAAAUGGCCAACUUCUUAUGCCUCUAUCGGUAUAGGGACCUGCUGAAUGCCCUCCACCAGUACUUGAUCCAAGUGAGCAUAAGCAACAAACUGACGAUGAAUAAAUAUAAUUUAUUUCUGCUGAGAAAGAACAAGCUGGCCUACGUGCCCAUCUCGAAUGUGUUAUUCCUCCAUUGCAAUCAGUUUAGCCUGAAUGAUAUUAUAAAAAUUUUGUACUGCCACCCGCAGUAUGGUCUCUUCCUUAGAACGGUGGCCGUCAGCAAUUUGGUCUACUGGUACAAAAAGAGCUCCAUCACGAAUUGUAUUUAUUUGCAGCUUUUUGAGUACUUGAAGGUCGACCUGGGGAACCGCGUUUUUUUCUUCAUCCUGUUUUUCUCCCUCCAGUCCUUCCGCUUCCUCUACCAGUUCUUCCUGAACCUGCACACCUACAUUGACAAUGAGUGCUUGCUGGAUGGGGAGCCCAGGGGGGAAGCGCACCUUGCAAGCACGUUGGGUGGCCAGCACAUUAUAAGCACGUUGGGUGAGCAGCACAUUAUAAGCACUCUAGACGAGCAACACAUUGUGAGCACUCUAGACGAGCAGCAGAUGGACCACCAGUGCGUGCUGUUCAACGCGGAGGUGUUCGCCCGCAGGACGAACCUGGUGAGAACCCUGCUGGCGCUUCUCUUCCCCAAGAAGAGCAAAAGGAGCCUCCCCCCUGGAGGGAAAAGCGACAAACACGGGGACACCACAACUGGUAUUGGCGGCAUUAGCAGCACUGGCAUGACUAGCGGCAAAAAUCAAAAAGGCAUCAACAUAAAUAAUUUUAUCUUUUUUAAAUACCAAAGUUACGUGAAGAAGCCCCACGUUUUGUCCUUAAAAUGCUUCCUCAUUAAAAAAUUAUUAUUUCAUAAUUUGGGGGAAAAGAGUAGGAAGGCCCUGAUGGAGUCGUGCCGAUUUCACAACAAUAUUUUUUGCACUAGUCAGAGGGCGGCCCAGUUGGAGAGGAAUAUUCAACUGGACUUUGUAAAAAUGGAAAUUAAGAAUUUGCUAAACGGUAUGGAUGUGCAGAGGGUGAAGUUGCUCACCAGCAGCAAUGUCGUUUGGGGCGUCUCCGAUGAGGUGAAGAUCCUCAUGUCCGCCACGAGGACGCCCAUUCUGCUGACCUUCCAGACAAGCAGGCGGGAUGUACGCGUGGUGGGUGGCGCGAUGAGUGCUACCAUGAGCGGAACCGCAGUUGGGAGUAUGCCGGGUCGUCACGCGGGGGAGACCUUGGCAGAGGACCGCGUGCGCGCAGAACGAACGCACCCCCGCAUGUGGUCCCUUCCCAGCGUCAGGAUGGCAAUUUUGGGUGGCGGUGCGGAUGGACCCACAGAUGAUGCUCCCGUUAAUGGACCCACAUAUGACUCCCCCUCAAAGCCGAGCGAUAGCAGCUUGCUCAUCAGCGGAGGAGACGCCCCCCUUGGGGGAAGCACCCCGGAGGCUGCAACGAGUGGUUCCCAAAAAAGGCCACAUGGUCACUACCUAUCGAGUGAGCAACACAAGGGGAGCGCACUCACCUACGAACAUGCCAGCGUCGAUUCCAUAAAGAGAAGCGGCGAGUUGCCAGAAAAAAACACCCACGGUAGCAGUUGUGGUGGCACCCUCCCUUCCCCACACAGUUCCCUUUUCACCCCCCCAAAAACGAACAGAAUUUGCGAAGAUGUGUCCUACAUAUACAAAGUUAAUGAUGAUGUGAGGCAAGACAAACUCGUUAUACAAAUUAUUCACAUUUUCAUUCACAUCCUGAGUGAUUAUAAAUCGUUUUAUAAUUUAUUUCCGUACAACAUCGUGACGAAUAAGUAUGGCAAUGUGCAUGCGAGGGGAGCCGGGGGGGACCGCAAUGAGGGCGGCGCCGCGGAUGGGGCGAACGAGGGAAAGACGCAGAAUGGGCGCAAGUUCUCCUUCUCCUUCCGCCUCUUCAGGAAGAGGAAGAGCAAAAAGGAUCACCCCAAAGGGGAAGGAAGCAAAACAGAGCGCGCCGGGGGAAACCCUAUCAAAAGGGACCCCUCGCAGAACAGCACCAUCCCGCGAGGCAACCCCGACCGCGCCGAUCUAAACACCCCUCUGCGGGGGGAAACACACCUGGAGCGAAGCAUAAUUCCGUACGUGCCCGAACACCCUAGCGGGAACUCCAAAAGGGUAGAAACAUCCAGCAAAAAAAAAAAAAAAAAAAAAAAAAAAAAAUUCGAAAAUUUCGGGGCAGUUAUAGAAGUAUUAGCAAAUACAAAAAGCAGACAUGAAAUAGGAAGGAAGUAUAAAAACAUAAUCAAAUUUUACCACCUGAAGUUUUCUCACAUCAACACGUAUAUCUACGCCUUGAAGAAUUUCAUCUGCUCCCUGGCCGCCUACUCCCUCCUGUCCUUUGUUUUGCAAGUGAAGGACCGGCACAACGGCAACUUGCUGUUCGACGACUAUGGAAAUAUUAUCCACAUUGACUUUGGCUACAUCUUGAAUAUUUACCCGGGCAUCUCCAUAAACUUCGAACUGGCCCCCUUUAAGUUGACGAGAGAAAUGAUCAUGCUGCUCACCAUCAAAAGUCAGAAGAAGCAGUAUUUUAUUUUCACCUACAUUCAGCUGGUCGUCAAGGGGUACCUGCUGCUGAGGGAAAAGAGCGACUGGCUCAUUUCGUCCAUUCUGAGUCUCUCCCACUCGGACAUCAACUGCUUUAAGUACAACACGGUGGAGAAGCUCAGGAAACGCCUCAAACUUAACAAAAGCGAUAACGACGCCAGCAUUUUUAUGAUAAACAAAAUCCACCAGGCGUACAACAACAUCACGACGAUUAUGUACGACUACAUUCAGAACAUCCAGCAGGGGAUUCAGUAA
Plasmodium vivax (malaria parasite P. vivax) is the source of this 13104-nucleotide messenger RNA. Its product is annotated as phosphatidylinositol 3- and 4-kinase, putative. Gene Ontology annotation, biological process: phosphatidylinositol phosphate biosynthetic process; phosphatidylinositol-mediated signaling. The transcript has 6 exons. Bases 1 to 13104 code for a protein of 4367 amino acids. Gene Ontology annotation, cellular component: membrane; cytoplasm. The record is from RefSeq and is a predicted model, not a curated record. Gene Ontology annotation, molecular function: phosphatidylinositol kinase activity. Lineage: Eukaryota; Apicomplexa; Aconoidasida; Haemosporida; Plasmodiidae.